AUGACGUCCAAGAUCCCCGGGAUGCAGCAUCUGCAGUCGUUCACGCAGCGCAAGGAGAAGGAGUGCCGCAAGCCCGAAGAAGGCCUCAAGAACGACCUCAUCAUCCGCGCCGCACGCGGCCACCAGACCGAACGCGCACCAUGCUGGAUCAUGCGCCAGGCCGGAAGGUACCUGCCUGAAUUCCGCAAGAUCCGCGAGGACCACGACUUUUUCGAGUGCUGCCGCAACCCGGAGCUGGCGUCCGAGAUCACAGUGCAGCCCAUCCGACGGUACUCGGGACUGCUGGACGCCGCGAUCAUCUUUUCGGACAUCCUGGUCGUGCCGCAGGCCAUGGGCAUGGAGGUGGAGAUGCUGCCGGCCAAGGGCCCGCACUUCCCCGACCCUCUGGUGACGCCCAAGGACGUUGCGACGAAGCUUCGGAAGAAGGUGGACGUGGAGAAGGAGCUGGGCUACGUGUACGAGGCGAUCAAGCUCACACGCACCAAGCUGGACGGCGAGGUGCCGCUGAUCGGAUUCUGCGGAGCGCCGUGGACGCUCAUGGCGUACAUGGUGGAGGGCGGCGGCAGCAAGACGUUUGAAAAGGCCAAGACGUGGCUGUUCAAGUAUCCGGAGGAGUCCAAGGAGCUGCUGCAGCGCAUCGCCGAUGUAUGCACCGACUUUUUGGUGGGGCAGGUCAAGGCGGGCGCGCAGCUGCUCCAGGUGUUUGACUCGUGGGCGGGCGAGCUGUCGCCGGCCGACUUCCGGCAGUUUUCGCUGCCGUACCUGCGCUCGAUCGCGGCGUCGGUGCGCGACAUCCUGUCGACCAAGUCGAUCCCCUGCCCGCCGCUCAUUGUGUUCGCCAAGGGUGCGCUGGGCCACUCGCUGCCCGAGGUGGUCAAGGCGGGGUACGACGUUGUGGGGCUGGACUGGACGGUGGAGCCGUGCGUGGCGCGCAAGGUGGUGGAGCUGGCGUCGCCGGGCAAGGCGGGCUUCAAGGAUGCCAGCGGACAGAACGAGGCGGGCCACCGUCUGGCGCUGCAGGGCAACAUGGAUCCUUCGGUGCUGUACGCCGGCAAGGAGGCGAUCGAGGCCAAGGUGGACCAGAUGCUGCGCUCCAAGAAGGGCGGCUUUGGCGGCGGAGGCGCGUACAUCGCCAACCUCGGCCACGGCAUCACGCCGGGCGUCGACCCGGAGGCGGUCAAGAUCUACCUCAAGGCGGUGCACCGCAUCAGCCGCGAAGUCAACAGCGCUCUCGACGAGGAGUGA
Molecule: messenger RNA, 1245 nt
Organism: Moesziomyces antarcticus
Lineage: Eukaryota; Fungi; Basidiomycota; Ustilaginomycetes; Ustilaginales; Ustilaginaceae
Product: uroporphyrinogen decarboxylase
Exons: 2
Coding region: 1-1245 (414 amino acids)
Biological process (GO): heme biosynthetic process
Cellular component (GO): cytosol
Molecular function (GO): uroporphyrinogen decarboxylase activity
Source: RefSeq, a predicted model, not a curated record